Messenger RNA from Lampris incognitus (smalleye Pacific opah), 1564 nucleotides. It is a transcript of the gene camk1gb, whose product is annotated as calcium/calmodulin-dependent protein kinase IGb. The transcript is spliced from 13 exons. Lineage: Eukaryota; Metazoa; Chordata; Actinopteri; Lampriformes; Lampridae. Bases 100 to 1413 code for a protein of 437 amino acids. Gene Ontology annotation, biological process: peptidyl-serine phosphorylation. The record is from RefSeq and is a predicted model, not a curated record. Gene Ontology annotation, cellular component: intracellular anatomical structure. Gene Ontology annotation, molecular function: ATP binding; calcium/calmodulin-dependent protein kinase activity; calmodulin binding.
GUAAUCUGUCCAGACCUCGACGAGCUGCAGACAGGAGAGUCGGAGCAGAGCUCAGUCAGCGCCGAGUCUCUAGAAAUCCCUGUUGAAGCAGUUGCAGCUAUGGGUCGUAAAGAGGCCGACUACGUAUGGAAGAAGGACACCGACAACAUCCAUGAUGUUUUUGAGGUCAUGGAGGAGUUGGGAUCGGGGGCAUUCUCUGAGGUUUACAUGGUGAAGGAGAGGAAGACGGGAAAGUUGUUUGCCAUGAAAUGCGUGAAGAAGAAGCAGAAGAGGGACCUCAACUUGGAAAAUGAGAUUGCUGUGCUGAGCAAGAUCAAACACGAGAAUGUUGUGGGACUGGAGGAUUUCUAUGAAAGUCGGACCCAUUACUAUCUUAUCAUGCAGCUCGUUUCGGGUGGUGAGCUGUUUGACCGCAUUCUGGACCGGGGGAUGUACUCAGAGAAAGACGCCAGCAGGGUGAUCCAGCAAGUGCUGCAGGCUGUCAACUACCUGCACCAAAGAGGCAUAGUACAUCGCGACCUCAAGCCGGAGAACCUCCUGUACUACAGCCAAGAUGAAAACUCCAAGAUCAUGAUCAGUGAUUUUGGCCUCUCCAAGAUGGCCGACAAUGGUAUCAUGUCGACAGCCUGCGGCACACCAGGAUAUGUUGCUCCUGAGGUUUUAGCACAGAAGCCCUAUAGCAAGGCAGUGGACUGCUGGUCAAUUGGAGUAAUCACCUACAUCCUGCUCUGUGGAUAUCCCCCUUUUUACGAAGAAACCGAGACACGACUGUUUUCUAAGAUCAUGAAGGCGCAGUACGAGUUUGACUCUCCAUUUUGGGAUGACAUCUCUGAAUCAGCUAAAGAUUUCAUACGCAACAUGAUGCAGAGGAAUCCUAACAUGCGCUACACCACAGACCAAGCGCUCAGACACCCCUGGAUCAUUGGAAAAACGGCACGGAGCCAGGACAUCUACCAUUCCGUCAGUGUUCAGAUCCAGAAAAACUUUGCCAAGUCCAAAUGGAAGCAAGCCUUUAAUGCUACUGUGGCCAUUAACCACAUGAAGAAGCUCCAGCUAGCUCAUUCAGAACUGCUGGAAAAGCAGGUCAAUAUCCCAGACAUCAAGGUCAUCGAUGUGUCCUCCCCAACCAAACCCUGCCAACACCUGGACCCAGAGGUACUCGAUGGAGAGGUGGCGGAGAUCAAUGGGAACAUACCUGGAACAAAUCACAUGACCCUGCCCCCCAGCCCGACUGAGCCGAAGAGCCACUACCACCAGCUGAAGACCAGUCAGAGCCACUGCAAUCCGCACCACGCACCCACCAUUGCUGAGCAGGGCAAGCACGCCUACCACUCUGAGCCUGCUAACCUUAACGGGUAUGGUAAGAGCCGCACCGGAAAAAUUUUGCAGACUGGAGUAUGCACGGUUAUGUGAGGGUUUCAUGGAGCUUACAUGGACAAAACAUUUUGAGGUUCGUCUCACCGUGCUGACUCAGCAAUGGAGCUGAUUUGUGUGAGCGGCUCCCCGGUACCGACAGUGACACAUGGGUCCUUAAAAUGGUCCGAGCGGUCAGAGAGGGAUUCAG